GAUUGCUUCCUAAGCUAAUCAAAUGAAUCACUUGUGAAUUUUCGAUUUCCGUCCGGUAACGCUAUCUCUUUUGAAUUUCCCAAUCUCCGAGCCCCCUGAGAGUUAUGGUGAUAUAAACGGCAAAUUCUUGGUAGCAAUUGCAGCGGCCAUCGUGAGCAUGUGUCGACAAGAUUCCCGUGUACGUAUGUCCGCCGAAGAGGAAAUCGCCGCCGAAGAGAGCCUCUCCAUUUACUGCAAGCCCGUCGAGCUCUACAACAUUCUUCAGCGCCGUGCUAUAAGAAACCCAUCUUUUCUUCAAAGAUGUUUGCGCUACAAAAUAGAGGCUAAGCAUAAAAGGAGAAUACAAAUGAUGAUUUCUCUACCAGGGACUGCGAAUGAAGGUUUACAAACUCAGAAUCUGUUUCCUUUGUGCAUCUUUUUGGCGAGACUAGUUUCUGAAGUUGCAGUUGUCGAGUACUCAGCUGUGUACCGCUUUAGUCGAGCAUGCAUUUUCACCAAUCCUACUGGAGUUGAGGGGAGUACUCAAAUUCAAGCUAAUAUUAUUCUUCCUGAGAUUAAUAAGCUAGCAUUGGAGGCCAAAUCUGGCUCACUUGCCAUCUUGCUUGUCAGCUGGGCUGGAGCGGAAAAUUCCUUGCUUGGAACUAAUUUAUCUAAAGAUCCUUUGGAUGCAACUCCUUUUCCAUCAAAUGGUCGAGGAUACUGCUUAUGGGGCAAGAUACCAUUGGAAUCACUUUAUGUGUCAUGGGAGAAUUCUCCAAACUUUAGUUUGGGACAGAGGGCUGAGAUAAUGUCAACAGUAAGCAUGCAUUCUUGCUUCUUGAAGUUGAGUUGUUUGAAUGAGGAAAAAUGCAUCGCAAUUCAACUUCCCUAUAAUCCUGAAACUGUGAGUACAUCGCAGCAAGUGCAAGUUACCAUUUCUGCAGAAGAGAUAGGGGCCAAGGAGAAAUCUCCUUAUAAUUCAUACAUAUGUAGUGAUGUUCCUUCUUCAUCGCUGUCCCAUAUUAUUCGGUUAAGGGCAGGAAAUGUCAUUUUUAAUUAUCGAUACUACAACAAUAAGUUGCAGAGGACAGAAGUAACUGAAGACUUUUCCUGCCCAUUCUGCUUGGUAAAAUGUGCUAGCUUUAAGGGUUUAAGAUUUCACUUAUCUUCAUCACAUGAUCUCUUCAACUUUGAGUUUUGGGUGACCGAAGAGUAUCAAGCUGUAAAUGUGUCUGUGAAAACUGAUACGUGGAGAUCUGAGGUUGUUGCAGAUGGUGUUGAUCCUAAGCAGCAAACAUUCUUCUUUUGCACAAAGCCACUUAAACGGAGAAGACCGAAGAGCCUAGUUCAAAAUGCAAAGCAUGUACAUCCACUGGCCUUAGAGUCAGAUUUGCCAUCUGGGGCUUGUGAGCUUCUAGACAAGGCUGAUGAUGCUCAUUCUAGCAAAGGUGAUAAGGCUCGUUUCUCAGGGGUUUCAAGUGCCACACCACAAUCAUAUGCUGAUGGCGAUUGCAUUCAAUCAAUACCCGGGAACAAUCUUGCACCCACUACCAUGCUACAGUUUGCAAAGACCAGAAAGUUAUCUAUUGAACGUUCUGAUCCUAGAAACUGUGCCCUCCUGCGGAAGCGACAGUUCUUUCACUCACAUAGAGCUCAGCCUAUGGCACUGGAGCAAGUAUUAGCAGAUCGGGAUAGUGAGGAUGAAGUUGAUGAUGAUGUUGCAGAUUUUGAAGAUCGAAGGAUGCUUGAUGAUUUUGUUGAUGUAACCAAGGAUGAGAAGCUAAUGAUGCAUAUGUGGAACUCCUUUGUGAGGAAGCAACGGGUUCUAGCAGAUGGUCAUAUUCCUUGGGCAUGUGAGGCCUUUUCGAGAUUGCAUGGACCUGACCUUGUCUGUAACCCUUCCCUUGUCUGGUGUUGGAGAUUAUUUAUGAUCAAGCUGUGGAAUCAUGGUCUCCUUGAUGCACGCACCAUGAACAAUUGUAAUGUUAUUCUUGAACAAUGCCAGGAUUCAUAUCCUAAAAGCUAAGGAGAUGAUGUAUUUUGAGCCAGCAAAGGAUUACAGGCAAAAAUGAAUUACUUCCUUCCUUAUGUACUAAUCUUGAUCUCUACUUGUAGCAAAGGAUUAGGCCUACCCUUCUGUGAGUUAGCAUACCUUCAUUAACUUUGUGUAAUUCAACGAAAGAAAAAAAAAAAAUGUAACAAUGUAACUUUGUUCUCACUUUCUUGGGUUUUUGCCCAAGAUGCAAAGAAGGAUCAGGCCAUUUUUUUGGCCCAUUUCCUAAUUCUUAUUUGUAUUAUUUUCAAGCAUUA
Messenger RNA from Corylus avellana, 2289 nucleotides. RefSeq names its product VEFS-Box of polycomb protein (gene EMF2). The record is from RefSeq and is a predicted model, not a curated record. Gene Ontology annotation, cellular component: nucleus. Gene Ontology annotation, molecular function: chromatin DNA binding. NCBI's taxonomy places the organism in Eukaryota, Viridiplantae, Streptophyta, Magnoliopsida, Fagales, Betulaceae.